UGGGAGUCGUAGUCCGCCGGGUGAAGAAGUGACGCCACGACGUCUCAGAGGAAGAGAGAAGGAAGUCGAGUCUGAAGGAAGGUGGUGAGAUCAAGAAGGAAGAAUAAAAAGGACAAACAGGUAGAAAGCCGGCAGCGCCAUGAGCCUGAAGUCGGAGCGGCGCGGGAUCCACGUGGACCAGUCGGAGCUGCUGUGCAAGAAAGGCUGCGGCUACUAUGGGAACUCGGCCUGGCAGGGCUACUGCUCCAAGUGCUGGCGGGAGGAGUACCAGAAGGCCCGCCAGAAGCAGAUCCAGGAGGACUGGGAGCUGGCCGAGAGGCUCCAGCGAGAGGAGGAAGCGGCCGCCUAUGGCAGCACCGCACAGGCCCCGCCGGGAGCCCAGCCCCUCACCUUCUCCAAGUUCGAGGAGAAGAAGACCAACGAGAAGUCCAGGAAGGUCACCACCGUGAAGAAGUUCUUCGGGGCCUCCAGGCCGGGAGCCAAGAAAGUCCUGGGUGGCAAGCGCAGAGGAGAUGCCCCGGAGGCCAAGUCCGGGAGCCCGUCCAUCAGCCGGCAGGUCUCUCUGGAGACGGACAGGGUCUCCAAGGACUUUGUGGAGUUCCUCAAGCCCUUCCAGAAGCCCGGCCAGGACCUCUACAAGCAGUGCAAGAUCUUCCUGGAACACAUGCACCACAAGCGGGAGCUGAGCAUCGAGGAGCAGUCUGAAUACGCCCAGGACUUCUACCAAAGCGUGGCCGAGAAGCUCCAGACGCGCUGGAAAGUGUCUCCGGAGAAAGUGGAGAAGGCCAUGGACCAAGUGGAGAAGUACGUCAUGACGCGGCUGUACAAGUACGUCUUCUGCCCGGAGACCACCGAGGACGAGAAGAAGGACCUGGCCGUCCAGCGCAGGAUCCGGGCCCUGCACUGGGUGACCCCGCAAAUGCUGUGCGUCCCCGUCAACGAGGAGAUCCCGGAGGUCUCAGACGUGGUUGUGAAAGCCAUCACAGACAUCAUAGAGAUGGACUCGAAGCGUGUUCCGCGGGAGAAGCUGUGUUGCGUGACGAGCUGCAGCAAGCACAUCUUCACGGCCAUCCGGACCAGCAAGGAGGAGCCGGCCUCGGCGGACGACUUCCUCCCCACGCUCAUCUACAUCGUGCUCAAGGGAAACCCCCCACGGCUCCAGUCCAACCUCCAGUACAUCACACGCUUCUGCAACCCCUCGCGACUCAUGUCCGGCGAGGACGGCUACUACUUCACCAACCUGUGCUGUGCGGUGGCCUUCAUUGAGAAGCUGGACGCCCAGUCGCUCAACCUGAGCCAGGAGGAGUUUGACCGCUACAUGUCCGGCCAGUCCGGCCCCUCCUCGUCGACGUCGUCGUCGUCCUUGCUGCCGCGUGGCCGGGAGUCCUCCUGCCCGGAGGGGAGCGCCCUGGCCCUGGUGCGGCACAACCUGGAGGCGGUGGGUCAGCUGAGUCGGCGGCAGGAGCGAGUGGAGCGCGAGGCCCGGCGCCUGGAGAGGGACCUCAUCGAGUGGACGGAGGGGCUCGGGCGGGAGGUGCGAGGCCUGGUCCAGCGCUGCCCCCUGCGCCUCCACCCCGGGACCCCCGCCUCCGGCACCCCCGCCGCCCCCGCGGUCGCCAUCGACUCCGACAACCUCGAGGACCCCCGCCUCCCGCCCCCCCUCCAGCCCCAGGUCUACGCCGGGUGAGGGGCCCCCGAGGUCAUCUAGACCCUCCUCCCUUGACCGCCCCCCCCAAGACCCUUAGAAAUAAAGUUGCCCUAUGGCUACGUUCACAGAUUAAUUAUCGUUAUCCCAGGCGAGUGAAGACUGUUUACAAUGAUGGGCAAGCUUUUGCACUUGGUGUGUCAAAAUUCACCAAAAUUUAGGUUUUAGCAUGACUUGGGUGGUGUGUCACUUCGAGAAAAUAAAAUUAAAAAAAAAUCACAA
Molecule: messenger RNA, 1927 nt
Organism: Anolis carolinensis (green anole)
Lineage: Eukaryota; Metazoa; Chordata; Lepidosauria; Squamata; Anolidae
Gene: rabgef1
Product: RAB guanine nucleotide exchange factor 1
Exons: 10
Coding region: 140-1687 (515 amino acids)
Biological process (GO): vesicle-mediated transport
Cellular component (GO): endocytic vesicle; cytosol
Molecular function (GO): guanyl-nucleotide exchange factor activity; small GTPase binding; zinc ion binding
Source: RefSeq, a predicted model, not a curated record